This is a messenger RNA of Eriocheir sinensis (Chinese mitten crab), 2933 nucleotides long. RefSeq names its product prolyl 4-hydroxylase subunit alpha-2-like. The record is from RefSeq and is a predicted model, not a curated record. Lineage: Eukaryota; Metazoa; Arthropoda; Malacostraca; Decapoda; Varunidae. The coding region runs from base 1088 to 2674 and encodes 528 amino acids. Gene Ontology annotation, molecular function: iron ion binding; L-ascorbic acid binding; procollagen-proline 4-dioxygenase activity. The transcript is spliced from 9 exons. Gene Ontology annotation, biological process: peptidyl-proline hydroxylation to 4-hydroxy-L-proline. Gene Ontology annotation, cellular component: endoplasmic reticulum.
AUUUGAUGUAACAGCAUUUCUAUUGUUUGGUGCAUGGUUAAUUUGUGUGUAGGCAGUGCACGGGAAGCACAGGAUAUGAGGGGUGGGGGUAGUGAGGUCUAUUCUUAAGUAGUGCAAAGAGUAUAAACUGAUCCGUCGAACAUUAUUAAAAAUUGUCCUUGCUGAUCCCCUUCCAGAGAUAUGCCAUUGUUUCGAGUCAAGCGAAACGAGUAGGCCUACCAUUUUUUAUUUUUUUAUUUAGGAUCGAAGUGUUGUUUAUACUAAUACUACGAUAUGGAAAUCAAAUGUUGUUUUCCUUUCAUACACACAUAGGAUUGUCAGAUGAGUUGCUGUUCAGUUUCCUGUCUUAUUUACUGAGCCUUUUAAUUAUUUUCCUGUAUUUGUAGUGCCCACACGUGCCCCGACCAGUUCCCGCCCACCUUCCCUUCCUCACCGAGCUGUCAUAACAAGAAGCUGCGUGACUCAUGACUUGCACUAUUCACGCAGUCGUUGUACUUGGCGUCUCUCUCAACUUACGGAUUCUUCCUUCUCAUGAGCAGCGGACUGCGGCGAGAGGUGGGCGUCAGCGUGUGCUGUGUUCUGUGUUCGUUACCUGUGCGGUCAGGAAACCAUCGCACCUGUCAGUUCUCGUGCGUUCCUCUCCCAGUUCGCAUUGCACUCUUCCCUUCAGCCGCACAUUUGAUCAGGCACAUCUGCUUCUCGUAUUGAUGUAUUCAUUCUUUUCUUCUCUGAGGCGACUGUAGUCUCCUUCUCCAAUUCCCGCCUAUGAGCCACUCUCCAACAUAAUAUUUCUUUCAAUCGUUUAUCAAUCCUUUUUCUAUAGCACACUUAGAGCAUGCAAUAUGUGAUAUCAAUCUAACCAUGAACACUUAUCUUAUGAAGUGCAUAGUGGUAUUGCACUACAGGUCACUUGUCAUAUUGCUUUACUGCGUGCGACACAAGAAAUAUUCGACGCCCUUAAGAACAGUAAGUUCUUAGUCCAUAACAACGUUCCGAUCAAGGAGACCACAACACCUUUGUUUUUGGCACUGUGCUUCCGCUGAAUACCCUCACACAACGACUGGAAAGCAAAGCCCCAACAGCAAUCAUGGCCAGGACGAGGCACGGGUGUCUCACGCUGGUGGUGCUGGCGGUGCUGGCGGCGUCGGGAGACACACACGGGGAGCUCGGGGACGUGCACACCUCAGCUGCCUCGGUGGCCCGCCUGGUGGAGGCCGAGCAGACCGUCGUGGCCGCCCUACAGGACUACCUGGCCCGCGAGGAGGCUCGUCUGGAGGCCAUCAGAGGCUACAUCGCGGGCUGGCGCGGCGGCGCGGCGGACUACGUGCACAACCCCCUCAACAGCUACUUCUUCCUGUGGCGCCUCACCAAGGAGUUCCCCGCCGUGCUGGACGCCCUGGACCCGACCCCCACGGAAGAGCUGCGGCAUAACCUGUCGUCGCUGCGCGGCGGCGUGGAGGUGCCCAGGGAGGCAGACCUUAACGGAGUGGCCUUCGCCCUGGUGCGCCUGCAGGACACCUACAACCUCACCGUGGAUGACCUAGUCCAGGGGGACAUUUGGGGCAGGAAGGCCGUGCACGUGCUUUCAGCGGACGACUGCUUCCGUUUGGGUCAGCAAAGCUUCAACAACCUGGAGUUUGGCCUCAGCGAGCAGUGGUAUAACAAGGGGCUGGCGCUGCUGGCGGGGCAGCAGCCACUCACGCAGGAGGAGCAGCAGAGGAUAGAGCGAGUCAGCCGCCAGCAGGAACACCGCGCCGUAAUGAGCAAGAUGGUGACACAACUGGCGCAGCAUUCAGACGGACACAUCCAUGACCGCUUCUCCGGGCUGGGCCUCCCCAUCUCCUUCCAGCAACAAGUGUACGCCAACCACGAGGGGGCAGACUCGGUGAAGCUGCUCAAUGACCUCUACCGCCGCCUGUGUCGCGGCGAGGAAGUUCAGCCUCCACAGGCGUUCAUCGGCCUCAAGUGCGGCUACGUGUUCGGGAGCUCCGCCUACCACCGCCUAAUGCCCUUCAAGGCGGAACUGCGGUGGGCCGACCCGAUCAUCAUUGUGUACCACGACGCCCUGACGGAGGCAGAGACGGAGGUCCUGAAGCGGGUGUCCAUGCCCCGCCUGGCCACCACAAUGGUCCACUCUUUCACCACUCACCAGGUCCGCAAGUCAUUGGCCAGGGUGGGCAAGACGGCGUGGGUGCGGCGAGGGGACGACGCCACGGUGGACGACAUCCUGCGACGCAUCGAGCACAUGACGGGCCUCACCACCGCCACCGCCGAGGACCUGCACGUGCUCAACUACGGCAUCGGCGGCCACUACGACGCCCACGUGGACUUCUUCGAUCUCGAAGAUAAAGCUAUGGACAAGACGCCUCAUCAGGGGGACCGUCUGGCCACGAUGCUCUUUUAUCUGAACGACGUGGAGGCUGGCGGGUCAACGGUGUUCCCGACGGUCGGUGUGGAGGUUGCUGCCCGGCGCGGCUCGGCACUGUUUUGGUUCAACCUGAAACGCAACGGACGGGGAGACUACCGCACCGUCCACGCCGCCUGCCCCGUGCUGCUGGGCGAGAAGUGGAGUGAGUGGGCUGCCCUGUGUGUGUGUGUGUGUGUGUGUGUGUCGCAGAAGUCUUCCACGGGGCAUGCAGUGAAAUGGCUCAGCAAAACAAUAAUGAUGAGAUGAAAAUGACGAUGAAGAUGGCAACAGUAGUAGUAGUAGUAGCAGUAGUAGUAGUAGUAGUAGUAAAAGUAGUAGCAGUAGUAGUAGUAGUAGUAACAGUAGUAGUAGUGGUAAUGGUAGUAGUAGAAAUAAUAGCUGUUGUAGUAUCAGCGGUAGUAAAUUAACAAAACGUAACAAUGGAACUUCAACUAACAUAUUUACAGGUCCAUAAGAAGACAAAACUGAACCAUGCACAACAAUGGGUCGUCAACUAACCAGACAA